Diorhabda sublineata is the source of this 2333-nucleotide messenger RNA. Its product is annotated as putative zinc finger protein 66. Gene Ontology annotation, cellular component: nucleus. The transcript is spliced from 2 exons. Lineage: Eukaryota; Metazoa; Arthropoda; Insecta; Coleoptera; Chrysomelidae. Bases 9 to 2228 code for a protein of 739 amino acids. The record is from RefSeq and is a predicted model, not a curated record. Gene Ontology annotation, biological process: regulation of transcription by RNA polymerase II. Gene Ontology annotation, molecular function: RNA polymerase II transcription regulatory region sequence-specific DNA binding; zinc ion binding; DNA-binding transcription factor activity, RNA polymerase II-specific.
AGUGAUAAAUGAUAAUUCUAGAAUGUCAUUUGUUAAAUUUCACUAGAGUUUACAAUGUUCGAGUUGUUAUAAAACAAAGUGAAAUAUUAAAAAAAAAAAAUAUGUUUGAGAAAAUUGAAAUAUUUGAUAGCGAUAAUAAAUGUAUAGAUGUUAUUACAGAAGGAUUGAAUAAAAAAUGCCGUACAUGCAUUAAAAAUGAUGGAGUUAUCAAUGUGUUUACGUCUAAACACAAGGAAAUUUCAUUAAAUGAAAUGUUUGAUAUGUUUUCAUUGGCGGCAGUAAAUGUUUUCGAUGGACUACCUCAAAAAAUAUGUGUAAAAUGCGCAAAGACGCUCGUCGAAUUUUACUCCUUCAAAUUACAAACAGAAGAGGUGCAAUUAAUGCUGCAAAUAGCUGUCGGGCAACUUUCUUUACCAAGUUUUCCAAAACUAUUGGAUACAUCGACAGAAGAAAAUAACUCUCAACAUAAUAAAAGUGAUGUAAAUAAUUUUACAACAUAUAAUUGCAAUGAAGUAGAAGAAAUGGAAAAUAGAGAAGAAAAAAUAGAAAUAAUUUCUGAUGAUGAUAUCGUUGAUAUAGAUACUAAAGAUGACAUUUUUACAAAAGUGGACCCAUCGGGUUCUAAUAGAAAAAAUAGUAGCGAAAAUAAUAAAUAUUCAAAUCAAGUUUAUACUUGUUCAGAUUGUCAACUGUCAUUUAAAGAAUAUGAGGAGUACGUAAGUCAUCGAAUAAAAGUGAUCGAAAAACAAAAUAAGGAAAGAAACUUGAAAAACGAAGUCGUCGAGGAAAAUGUCGAAGCAGUGGAUAGUAAACUUGAUAUUCCUCCGACUGAGUUAACAGUGAAUAAAAUAGAAGAUUGUUUUCUAGAACAUGAUUAUUCCAAACUUUCCAUACCCCGAGAUGAUCUCCAAUCGAAUAAAUCGAAGUUGAGAUCCAAAUGUGUUGUUUGCAAUCUCGAAUUCGAAACAACCGCCGAUUACCUCAAACAUAAACGCGAAAACUUCAGAAGACACUCGACACCGUGUACAUUAUGUAACAAAAGAAUAUCGACAAAUAAAAUUGAACAACACCAACAACUCCACGCCAAAACAAAAUGUCGAAUGUCGACAAUGUCGAUCGAUCCCGAAACCGGCGAAUGCACUUGCAGCGUUUGCAAAGUGAAAUUCGAUUCCAGAUUGAGAUAUUUGUUACACAAAAGAUGUAAAACCAAGCGAGACACUUCAACAAUAAUGAAACCGAAAAAGAAACAUCCCUGUCCGAUAUGCGGGGUGCAGUACGGCUCCUCCAUACUCAACGAUCACAUCAACACCCACACGCAAGAACAACCUUACAUGUGCGAAAUUUGCGGAAAAAAAUUUAGAUUCAAAUCGAAUUUCCAUUCCCACAAACACGUGCAAUGUCUGUGCGAUUUAUGCGGCGCAAUAAUAAAUUCACCGAACGGAUUGAGGAAACACAUCAAGAUGAAACAUUCGAUCGCUUCGUACGCUUGUGAUACGUGCGAUAAGAUGUUUAACAACAAGAGCCAAUUGGAGGUUCACAGAAGGGCUCAUACCGGGGAAAGACCCUAUUUGUGUACGAUUUGCGGUAAGAUGUUUACCCAAAUAACGCAUUUGAAGACCCACACGAAAGGAGUACACAGUCGAGACAAACCCUUCUAUUGCUCGAAAUGUAAAAGAUACGUAGACGGCGAGGAGCACAAGUGCAACGGGAAAUUCGAUUUGUACAAAAAAUGUGCAACUUGCAACGGUUUCGUUGUAGAUAUGGAAAAACACGUGGAGCUGCAUCGCGACGGUUACGAAUACAUAUGCGGUUUUUGUAAUCAGACUUUUAGCGAAAAAGCGAAAUUGAAAUCCCACAAAACCGCUCGAGUAUGUAGACGUAAAUACGAAUUUAGUUGCGAUGUGUGCUGUAAACGAUUUCAUUCGAAAUCUCUACUCAAAAUCCACACUCGAUCUCACACCGGCGAGAGACCGUACAAAUGCGAUACGUGCGGUAAACGGUUCCUUCAAUUCGCUCAUCUGCAUUAUCAUUUGAAAUUACAUACGGGGGAGAAACAUUACGAAUGUCCUUAUUGCGGUAAAAGAUUCGUUUUGAACGGAAAUCUCACUCAGCACAUUAGAUUGCAUACGGGGGAAAAACCGCACGUUUGCGAUUAUUGCCUUAAAGGAUUCCCCACAUCUUCGUCUAUGAAAAAACAUCGAUUGAUUCAUUCGAAAUAUAAAACUUGAUGAUACGAAAAUAACUAAAAAUAGACGAUGUUUUUUAUAAAAAAAUUUUAAUCAACCGUUUGUUGAAAGUUUAUAAAUAUAUUGUUAUAUGUUUUCUUGUAAAAA